AAAAAGACUAAUAUUAAUUGUGUGAGGAAAAGUUUGGAAGGUUAGAAAAAUUUUAAGUAACACCUCAUCUUGAGGUAUGGCAAAGCCACAGAUUGACACACUGAAACCUGGAAGUUGCCAGCUCGCAAAAGAGCUAUUGUGCUGUUGCUGUCAAGUAAAGCAGCUGCAUAUCUACACGUAUACAUCGGAGUCGAGUCGGUGCAAAAGAAUGGCAAAUUAUCUUGAGGAAGCGCAUUGAACAAUAAUCUGAAGGAAACCUGGCAGUUUAAGGGAAAUUGUAAUCCUUGCCAUUUACGGAUCUACGGAUAUAGAUCUAACGAUAUCCAAAAAAAAAAAAAAAAAGUGCUAUUGGAGAGCUGGAAAGUUGAGAUUGGAUGAAUUCUUUCUUUUUCUUUCAUAGAGACGCCUUGGUUUAUUACUGUAUAUACUGUGUUUCAUGGUAAAGCAUUUGCAAAUAUUUUGGAGUGGCCUUUAUAACAUGACCGAUGAAGUUAAGAAGUAUUUCAAUGGAUUACUGCACAAGGUCAAUGGUUUAUAUGUAAUACAAGUCACGGACAGAGAUGGAGUGCCACUGCUGCGCGUGAGUCAGAAUAAAAAUUUAGAUUUUGCACUAAUGCCUUCUUUCAUUCCCACAUUUGCUACUGCCAGUGAGCAGGCCGGGAAAUUGGGUUUAGGACGUAACAAAGUAAUUAUUUCCAUGUAUUCAAAUUACCAGGUGGUACAAAUGAAUAAGCUACCCUUAAUUUUAACCUUUGUUGGCGGCGAGCACUGCAACACGGGCCAUAUUUUAGCUUUGGAGCAUCAAUUAGAUGUUCACUUGGGAGACAUCAAAUUAGCUGUAAACGAAGCGUAACAUGAAAGACUUACAAUGUAGGCUACAGUUAAUCAUAUUGCCCAAUAUAAUUAAAUUAUGUGCAAGUUA
This is a messenger RNA of Rhagoletis pomonella (apple maggot), 922 nucleotides long. It is a transcript of the gene Lamtor3, whose product is annotated as ragulator complex protein LAMTOR3 homolog. The coding region runs from base 437 to 853 and encodes 138 amino acids. Gene Ontology annotation, cellular component: Ragulator complex. The transcript has 3 exons. Gene Ontology annotation, biological process: positive regulation of TOR signaling; cellular response to amino acid stimulus. The record is from RefSeq and is a predicted model, not a curated record. NCBI's taxonomy places the organism in Eukaryota, Metazoa, Arthropoda, Insecta, Diptera, Tephritidae.